AUGCCACCGCAACCUGAGCUUCCCGAGCCAGCGCAUCCAGAAGUAGAUUCGAUGCUGAGCCGCCGAUUUGGAAAAGAGGUGGCCAACUACUUCUCUGGCUCCCCACUCAAUCGCGUGGGCUUCCUGCGUCCCGACCACCAAUUCCUCUCAUCGGCACUCAAUCAUCCCAGCACAACCUUCUUGCUAUUCAAUAAACUCGAGCCCCUUACAAAAUCUGGGUCGGAGCUCGCCCGCUGCACCUUUGCCGACGUAAAACCACUCAUCGGCGAGAACCCGUUCGAGAAGUCGGAGGAAGAAGUCAUUGCGCAGUACAACUCGAGCUUGUACGUUCCGCAGAUAAUCUUCUUGGGUUUGGAUGAGCGGAAAGAUGGGUUCAAGUACAAGGAGCAUUACAAAGGACAACCGUGGUUCGCCGUUGAUGUCACACCCAAGGAGAGUGUGAAGGAGAAGGCAGAGGAGCUGCUGGAGCGAAUGACAAGCACGGGCUUGGAGUUUAGUAAGGGUAGAAUGAACCUGAGUCUGCAGGCUGAAGAAGCGGCCAUCUAUGCGGAAGCCCGACAUCUCCUCGAUUGGAACGAACGAAACCCUUUCUGCGCUUCUUGCGGUUACAAGACUCUCUCUGUCAACGCCGGGUUCAAGCGCACUUGCCCACCCAAAGACAUCGCGUCCGAAGUCCACCAAGGUGAACGCCCACCCUGCGCGACCCGAACCGGUAUUUCGAACUUGUGCUUUCCUAGAACAGACCCCACAGUCAUCAUGGCGGUCGUAUCUGCCGACGGCACAAAGAUCUUACUAGGGCGCCAGAAGCGCUGGCCUGCCCACUUCUACUCCACACUAGCUGGUUUCCUCGAACCCGCAGAGAGUGUUGAAGAAGCCGUACGUCGCGAAGUCUGGGAAGAAUCUGGUAUCCAUCUCGGUCGCGUUGUUAUCCACAGCACUCAGCCAUGGCCUUACCCUGCCAAUCUCAUGAUUGGCGCAAUUGGGCAAGCCAUUCCAGAUGGAGAAACGAUUCACCUCGGGCAUGACGCUGAGCUGGAAGAUGCGAAAUGGUUCACAGCAGACGAAAUCAGAGAGGCGCUUCGCAUUGGUACUAGUGGACUUGGAGAUGACGCUGGGCCAGAGUAUAAGGAGGGUGGACUGAGAUUGCCGCCGAAGACUGCCAUUGCAAACCAACUGAUAACGGCCGUAGCUAAUGGAUUUGCCAGCGGGAGCCCCAUGAUUUAG
Messenger RNA from Alternaria incomplexa, 1224 nucleotides. RefSeq lists its product as uncharacterized. Gene Ontology annotation, molecular function: NADH pyrophosphatase activity. The transcript has 3 exons. The record is from RefSeq and is a predicted model, not a curated record. NCBI's taxonomy places the organism in Eukaryota, Fungi, Ascomycota, Dothideomycetes, Pleosporales, Pleosporaceae. Bases 1 to 1224 code for a protein of 407 amino acids. Gene Ontology annotation, biological process: NAD+ catabolic process; NADP+ catabolic process. Gene Ontology annotation, cellular component: cytosol.